This is a messenger RNA of Ectocarpus siliculosus, 949 nucleotides long. Lineage: Eukaryota; Phaeophyceae; Ectocarpales; Ectocarpaceae. The record is from the annotation of a GenBank genome assembly.
UUGUCGCUCAUCUUGCGUGUGCAGUGUUGCCGCCUCCUUAUUAUAGCUGCUGGUGCGCUUCGAGUCAGAAUUCCUCAUCAAAGACGUGCUCUGUAAUUGAUCAAAGCUGUUGGUGCGCUCCUAAGCGGUAUUGUUCAUUGCGAAGGCGCUGGGAGGGAACAAGCAAAGUAGUGACUGUUGGGGGGGGUUGUGUGGAUUUGUCCGACCUGGAACCAAGAGGCAACAGGGCGGCGCACGCAGGAACACCCAGCUGCCAAAGGAGGGAGUGAGAGACGGGAACUUCUCGGAAGACAUGACGAUUCUUUACUCGUUGGUCGCGAGGGGUAAGACGGUGCUCGCGGAGUUCACCUUCACCACGGGCAACUUCCCGACGAUCACGCGCGUCUUGCUUGGCAAGAUUGCCCCGGAGGACGGGAAGAUGUCGUACGUCUACGACCAGUACGUCUUCCACUACCGAGUAGACGACGGGCUAACUUUCCUGUGCAUGGCGGACGAGGACAGCCGCCGGCGGAUACCCUUCGCCUUCCUGCAAGAAAUCAAGAACCGGUUUCAGGCUACGUACGGGGAUAGAGGCGCAACGGCGGCAGCCUUCGCGAUGAACGAGGAUUUCUCCCGGACUUUGGAGAACCAGAUGGACGUCUUCAACUCGCCGGAUGGUGACCAGGUCUUGGCGACGCAGCAGAAGCUGGACGAGGUAAAGGACGUGAUGGUAGCGUCUGUGGAGCUGGUGUUGGAGAGGGGGGAGAGGUUGGAGCUGCUCGUGGACAAGACGGACAACUUGCAGCAGCAGGCGUUUCGAUUCGAAAACACGGCGAAACGGCUGAAGAACCACCUUUUCUGGAAGCGGGUUCGAUUCUACUCCGCGGUGGCGUUGGGGGCGCUCCUACUCCUGUACGUCGUUACGGCCGUCGCUUGCGGACCGACGUACGCGAACUGCAAGAGCUCCUGA